Messenger RNA from Ilyonectria robusta, 846 nucleotides. RefSeq lists its product as uncharacterized. The record is from RefSeq and is a predicted model, not a curated record. Lineage: Eukaryota; Fungi; Ascomycota; Sordariomycetes; Hypocreales; Nectriaceae. The transcript has a single exon. The coding region runs from base 203 to 760 and encodes 185 amino acids.
GCUCAUAUUAAUAUAACCCGCCAUCCUCGAUCCAACCCUACCUACUUUCCCGCUCACACACACACUCACUCACUCACAACCCGCCUUGUGCGACUAGACGAAAAAUAAAAGAGCUCACGCGUUUCCCCACCGAUAAUAGUAGCGUCAUGAUGGGAGGACCGCCGUAGCCACUCCCCUCUCCGGGGCGGUGGCGUCGAAAAAAAUGUCACGCCCUCUUCCCUCACAAUCCCUGCGGCUGGGUGAUCUCGAUGCAACCCGUCUGGGCGCUAGAAGUGGCAGAGGAGCGAGUUUUUGUGUCGCACUCGUCGCCGGUGUGAAGGCGAAAGUUGGUGGGAUGGGGUUGGAUUGGCAUCCCACUCGCGGGGGCUGGAAGAUAAGCUCCGGGGUCGGUGAAGCGAACGAUGGAACUUGGCGGCUGGUUCAUGAUUGUGGGAAAAGGCGGGAGAAUGGCGUUUUCCAGAACACGUCGACGGCGGAAUGGGCGAAACUCUGGGGUGCAAGUCGGCAAUGGCUCUACUCUCUCUGUUGUCUCGCUCGUCGCAUCGCAGCGCAUCGCAUCGCAUCUCAACUCCCACCCACACAGAGCCCCCUGUCUGGCGAUGGUGCACAUACUGCAGCCUCCCUCACUGCACAGCACACACCGCACUGCAGACUCUGCACACACGAACGGCACAGACAGAAAACCGAGCUCGGCAGGCGAACUGGUGGAGAGAUAAGAGCUUUGCUCUGGGCUUAUCCCUUUCUCGAUGGCCUCCAGUAGUACGCACCAUCCCACCAUCCAACCAGUCCCCGUCCGUCCUCCCACACCCGCUCGCACCUUAUCGGCCUGAGCUGCCUCUUUCAACC